AUGCAGCUGAAAAACCAGCAACAGACAAUGCCGAACACCAACCUUCGCGCUUACGAUUCGCUCGACCAACCACCGGACGCCCCCGAGCAAAGGCACAAGGCCUUCGUACCCCUCGUUGUAGUGGUUCAGAUUGCCGGCCUUUUGGCUGUCGUCCUCUCUAUCGUUUGGAUGGGUCUUUACGCUGGCGGCUUUGACUGGUCGCAGCCGGAAAUUGUAUUCAACUAUCACCCUGUCUUUAUGGUCCUCGGUCUUGUCUUCUGCUUCGGUGAUGUGAAGGUGGUUCAUGCGAUUCUCAUGCUCCUCAGUCUGUUGUUUGCAGUUGUCGGCCUAAAAGCUGCUUUUGAUUCGCACAAUUUGCGUGGCAUUCCCAACCUAUACAGCAUCCAUAGCUGGAUCGGCAUAAUCGUCACGGUCCUCUUCGGAUUACAGGUAUGCCUUAAUGGAUGUUUGUUAACUGUCUCAUAUUGCUCCGCAAAAGACUCCUUGCCUAACGAGUUCCUACUUAUUACCCUUCUUAUACGCAUCUUGAUUUACAACCUACUGGAACUACGGUAG
Messenger RNA from Dibothriocephalus latus, 555 nucleotides. Lineage: Eukaryota; Metazoa; Platyhelminthes; Cestoda; Diphyllobothriidea; Diphyllobothriidae. The record is from the annotation of a GenBank genome assembly.